GGGGCGAUGCGGGCGCGGAGCCGCUCCACCCCUCGCUGUGUUUACCCCAAAUAAACGCGGGGGCCGCGGCCCGGCCCGCACCUUAAAAGCGGGGCAGGCGCGGGGCCAGGGGGGCCCGGCGGGGCUGGCCGAGCUGGCCCAUGCUGCAGGUGGGGCUCAGCUCGCCCCGCUGCCCCGGGGCCGCGGCCGUCGCCUGCCCCAUGGCCGAGCCGGCGGCGGGCGAGGAGCCGGGCACCGGGCCAGAGGCGCUGGGCUCAUCCCCGGUCACCAUCGUGGUCACGUCCGAGGCCGACACGUGGGACAUCGACGACACCUCCUCGUGCCGGGGCCGCGGGCACUUCGUGGACUGGGCCAAGAUGCCGGAGCCGCAGGGGCCGGCGCGGAUCCCGCGGGACGUCCUGGGCAGGCCCCCGAAGGAGCUGAAGAGGCUGGCGAGGGAAGGCUGCUGGGCCGGGAGCCACGCGGGCCGGGCCCGGCUCUACCCGCGGCUCAUCCAGCGGGUCUCCUGCCGCCUCGUCACCCCCGACGCGCUCGUGUACCGGGACGUGGCCGGCCGGCUCUUCGGGAAGCCCAGCGUGAGCUCGCACCCUCUGCCCGAGUUCCUGGAGGGCUGCCCCGUGCCCACCUACUGCCUCAGCCCGCACGGGGUCACGGCCCUGAAGAAGAUCCUCAUCUGCGUGGGCGCCCUGUUCCCCGACAUCACGCACAGCCCCCUGCUGCCCGCGCUGGCCGCGCUGCUGCUGCACUACAGCGAGGACGAGGCGCAGUGCUUCGAGAGCCUCUCGCGCCUCAUCGCCAGCAACGCUCCGCACGCCGCCUACAUCGACCAGUCCUUCCUGGCCCACCAGGCCUCCUGCAUGACCUUCGGGGACCUGGCCAGCAAGCACUGCCCGGCGGCUCACAAGCUCGUGGCCGGCGCCGCCGACAACGUGCUCGAGGUCUACUCGGAGUGGCUGUCGUGGCUCUUCCCCGGGCUGCCCUUCGGCUACGCCGUGCGCGUGCUGGACGUGUUCCUGCUGGAGGGCCAGAAGGUGCUGUACCGCAUCGCCCUGGCCCUGCUCAAGCAGUUCAGGCUCUCGGCGGCCCCGGCCGGGCCGCAGGGCUGCGACGUCAAGGCGGAGCUGCAGGCUUUCGUCAGGAACAUCGCCGAGCACCUGACCGUGGACAAGCUCCUGGAGAGAGCCUUCGCCAUCCGCCUGUUCUCCCGCAAGGAGCUCUGGCUGCUGCACAUGGCCAACAGGAAGGCCUUGGUGGAGAGGGGCAUCACCGUGGUGCAGAGGAGGCCGUCCUUCCACCUGGCUGUGGACAUGCAGAAGUUCAGCUCCAGCACGGUCACGGCGCAGGAGAUGCGCCUCGUCUGGUCCUGGAUCCCCGAGCGCUUCUCGCUCUUCCCCCCGCUGCUGCUCUUCUCCACCUCCGAGGACGGCUGCAGCCUGCAGAGGUUCUACACGUGCUGUGAAGGCUACGAACCCACGGUGCUGCUCAUCAAAACCACCGAGGGGGAGGUGUGUGGGGCGUUUCUCUCCUCCGACUGGGCCGAGAGGAAGAAGAGCGGAGCCACGUCGGGCUUUUUUGGGACAGGGGAGUGCUUUGUGUUCACUGUGCGCCCCGAGGCGGAGCGCUACGAGUGGGUGCUCAUCAAGAAGCCGGAGCUGGCCAAGGCCGUGCCGCGCUCCCGGCAGCGCUCGCCUUCCCCCGCUCCCGAAUCCGCGCUCGGCUCCUCCCGGGACAGCUCCAGCCCCAAGCACCUGGCCGUGCCCUCGGCGCAGAGGAGAGGCCGCCUGUCCCCGUUCCUGGCCAUCAGGCACUUCCUGCUGCCCUCCAAAACUGCCUCCAUGUUCAUGGCCGGCUCCCGGGACGGGAUCGUCAUCGGGGGAGGGGGAGGCCAGGCGCUGUCCCUGGACGCCAGCCUGCUCCGGGGACGCACGGAGCACUGCGAGACCUUCGACAACCCCCCGCUCUGCCAGGAGAACUUCCAGGUGCAGCUCUUGGAGGUGUGGGGCUUUCAAAGCGCGUAGGUGCCGUGGGGACACCCCCGUGUGCCACCCGCGGGCACCGGGACCCCUCCCCGCGCUGGCCACCCCCGGCCGGGCCGUGGCACCUGGGCGGCUGCUCCGCUGCCCGUGGUCCCCUCCGCGGCCAGACCGGAGCAGAGCAGAGCAGAGCAGAGCAGACUGGAGCAGAUCGGAUCAGACUGGAGCAGAGCAGAGUGGAUCAGAGCAGACCGGAUCAACCAGACCGGAUCCGAGCAGAUGGCAAAGCCCUGCCUGCGGUUUGUGGGUGCAGUGACAGCUCCGGAGGGAACCCCACCUUUGGGGCUGAGCCCUUCGCUCUGUCCCCAGCCCAGGGCUGGCAGGGGGCUGCAGGGCUGGACACUGAGGAGAUUCCCCAAUGGGACCACCAGGAUGGGCCAUUCUAACAUGAAAUGGGAAUGUUUGGUGUCACGGGGCUGGGACCACCAGGAUCAGCCAUUCUAACGUGGAAUGGGGAGGUUUGGUGUUGCUCUGUCAGUCAUGGGAGGGUUGGAGGCACAGGGAACCCUCUGGCUGCAGCAGGAGAACCUCUCCCACCCCAAACACACUUUCCCAGGUGGGGUCACCUCCCACCCAUCCCAGCCCUGCAGCCACUCGGGGCAGGAGCUGUGGCUGCCCCGGGGCUGAGCCAGCACUGGCAGGAGGGCACAGCAGCAGCAGCAGCAGCGAUGGCAGAGCUCCCAGGAAGCUGGGCAUGGGCACACCAGGAAUGGCUCACAGCCUCCACAGGGUACCCAGGCACACCAGGAAUGGCUCUGAGCCUCCACAGGGUACCCAGGCACACCGGGAAUGGCUCUGAGCCUCCACAGGGUACCCAGGCACACCGGGAAUGGCUCUGAGCCUCCACGGGGUACCCAGGCACACCGGGAAUGGCUCUGAGCCUCCACAGGGUACCCAGGCACACCGGGAAUGGCUCUGAGCCUCCACGGGGUACCUCGGCACACCAGGAAUGGCUCUGAGCCUCCACAGGGUACCCAGGCACAAAGGGAAUGGCUCAGGGCCUCCACAGGGUACCCAGGCACACCGGGAAUGUUGUGUCUGGGCCAGAGCCACCAGGAGGGGAAUCAGCAGGAAUGAGAAAUGCCCAGGGGAAGGGAAUUCCGGCAGUGGGAAGCGCGACCAGCGAGAGAGCUGCUCCUGUGAGUGAUCAGGAAGCACCCAGCAAUCCGGGCUGGGAUGCCAGUCACUACAAAGCAAACAUUAAUAAAGCGAUGGGAUCGGCACGGA
Messenger RNA from Motacilla alba alba, 3260 nucleotides. Its product is annotated as TBC1 domain family member 24-like. The transcript is spliced from 7 exons. NCBI's taxonomy places the organism in Eukaryota, Metazoa, Chordata, Aves, Passeriformes, Motacillidae. Bases 141 to 2018 code for a protein of 625 amino acids. The record is from RefSeq and is a predicted model, not a curated record.